Molecule: messenger RNA, 1413 nt
Organism: Rangifer tarandus platyrhynchus (Svalbard reindeer)
Lineage: Eukaryota; Metazoa; Chordata; Mammalia; Artiodactyla; Cervidae
Source: the annotation of a GenBank genome assembly
AUGUUGCGAUGGCUGAUCGGGGGAGGCCGAGAACCACAGGGACUGGCCGAGAAAUCUCCUUUACAGACAAUAGGUGAAGAACAAACCCGGAACCCCUACACUGAACUGCUUGUACUGAAAGCUCAUCAUGACAUUGUACGGUAUCUGGUACGGUUAGAUGACUACAGAUUUGCAUCUGCUGGUGAUGAUGGAAUUGUAGUUGUGUGGAAUGCCCAGACAGGAGAAAAACUUUUGGAAUUCAGUGGACACACUCAAAAGAUAACAGCUAUUAUUACAUUGCCUUGUUUGGAAACUUGUGAAGAAAAAAAUCAACUGAUCUUGACGGCCUCUGCUGAUAGAACAGUUAUUAUAUCCUUAAAUCUAGAACCAAGUGAAAUAGCUGAAUGGGAUUGUGAUACUGGUAGACAAGUUCAGAAAGUAUCAUGCUUCCAGUCUACUGUAAAGUGUUUAGCUGUUCUUCAGAGACUAGACGUUUGGCUCUCUGGUGGGAAUGACCUGUGUGUGUGGAACCGAAAAUUAGAUCUUCUGUGUAAGACAAGUCACCUUUCUGAUACAGGGAUCAGUGCUUUGAUUGAAAUACCUAAGAACUGUGUUGUGGCAGCAGUUGGCAAAGAACUGAUAAUUUUCAGGUUGGUAGCGCCCACAGAGGGAUCACUGGGAUGGGAUAUUCUUGAAGUUAAGCGCCUCCUUGAUCACCAAGACAAUAUUCUCUCACUGCUUAAUGUCGAUGAUGUGAGUUUUGUAUCUGGCUCCCAUGUCGGGGAACUCAUCGUCUGGGACACCCUGGGCUGGACCGUGCAGGCCUGCGAACGCAACUUCUGGGACCCAUCUCCGCAGCUGGAUGCUCAGCGGGAAAUAAAACUCUGUCAAAAGCCAAAUGACGUUUCUAUCCAUCAUCUCACAUGGGAUGAAGAGAAUGUAUUUGUUGCAGUUGGAAGGGGUUUAUACGUGUAUAACCUUCAGAUGAAGCGUGUGAUUGCCUGCCAGAAAACUGCUCAUGACUCCAGUGUCCUGCACGUUGUGAAACUCCCAAACAGGCAGGUUAUUUCAUGCUCAGAAGAUGGCAGUGUACGCAUUUGGGAGCUACGAGAAAAACAGCAGCUUUCCGUGGAGCCAGUGCCAACGGGUUUUUUUAACAUGUGGGGAUUUGGAAGAGUAAAUAAACAAGCCAGCCAUCCUGUUAAAAAGCAACAAGAAAAUGCCACUUCCUGUUCACUAGAGCUUAUUGGAGAUUUAAUUGGACACUCAUCAUCUGUGGAGAUGUUUCUGUACUUUGAAGACCAUGGACUAGUGACUUGUUCUGCUGAUCACCUCAUUAUUCUCUGGAAAAAUGGAGAACGAGAAUCCGGAUUACGCAGUUUAAAGUUAUUUCAAAAAUUAGAGGAGAAUGGUGACUUGUAUCUGUCUGUCUAG